AUGCAGAAUUACAACACCAACCAUCCUAACUUAUUGACGUUGACUCGCGAGCAGGAACAUGAUAUCAUGGUCUCCACCCUCUUGAACGUAAUCAACGGCGACCAAUCCGCCACGUCAGUGUUUCCUUCUAAUAACGUCAACGACGCGUCUCUUCCUAUGAAGAUCAACGGCUAUGAGUAUUUCAACACCAUUUUCCCGCCAAGCCAACGACAACGACAAUUACAACCAGCCAGGGUGCCGACGAGGCAUUACAGGGGGGUACGGCAGAGGCCGUGGGGGAAAUGGGCGGCGGAGAUCCGAGACCCGAAACGAGCGGCUCGGGUCUGGCUGGGGACGUUUGAUGAGGCGGAAGCUGCCGCCAGGGCUUAUGAUAGGGCGGCUAUUAGGUUCCGAAGAGAUAAAGCAAAGACCAAUUUCCCAUUGACAGAUUACAAAAUGGAAGAAGAGGAAGAAGAUACAGAAAAAAGCAAUGGAGAAAAAGGAGAGAGUAGUAAAGAAAAAGUUGAAGAAAUCGGAUGGGAAAUAUUUUCGGAGAAAGAGUUUAGAGAGCUAAUGAUGAUGGAUCCCAUGACUUAA
Molecule: messenger RNA, 576 nt
Organism: Hibiscus syriacus
Lineage: Eukaryota; Viridiplantae; Streptophyta; Magnoliopsida; Malvales; Malvaceae
Product: ethylene-responsive transcription factor ERF114-like
Exons: 1
Coding region: 1-576 (191 amino acids)
Biological process (GO): ethylene-activated signaling pathway; regulation of DNA-templated transcription
Molecular function (GO): DNA binding; DNA-binding transcription factor activity
Source: RefSeq, a predicted model, not a curated record